This is a messenger RNA of Fopius arisanus, 5370 nucleotides long. RefSeq lists its product as uncharacterized. The coding region runs from base 377 to 4903 and encodes 1508 amino acids. Lineage: Eukaryota; Metazoa; Arthropoda; Insecta; Hymenoptera; Braconidae. Gene Ontology annotation, molecular function: neurexin family protein binding; signaling receptor activity. Gene Ontology annotation, cellular component: plasma membrane; cell surface; postsynaptic membrane. Gene Ontology annotation, biological process: synaptic vesicle endocytosis; postsynaptic membrane assembly; chemical synaptic transmission. The transcript has 13 exons. The record is from RefSeq and is a predicted model, not a curated record.
GGUGACAAAAAUCGUGAGAAAAAGCCUCAAAAGUCAUUUCAAUUGCGUAGAGGGGAAAGAAAAGGAAGCGGUUAAAUGUGAUAUCCACAACUUUAGACGACGCAAUGUGUUACACAUUAGUGAGGGCCUUUUGUGACGAGAUUGAGGCUCAUUACGCUGGUUUUUAAAGCACAUCUUUUUGUGCUAAGCCGGAAGGAGGUGUAUUAUAACACGGUGAAAGAGACUAAACGAGGAGAAGAACGUUCAUGUCGUGAUAUCGUAUGCACAAAUUUUGGUGAUGAGACAGUGACAGUGCUGUUAUGAAUAAAAAAAACAGUGACAUGAGCAGUGAAAUGAGUAAAUUUGUGGACAAAUGGAAACAGUGAAUUAAUUGAAAAUGUUUCGAUGGGAAGUGCUCGGGGUGUUGUUGCUAUCGUGCACACAGAUAUUGACUGAACAUCGUGAAUAUUAUGUACCAUUCAACCAAUAUGGACAUCAGAGGCACAGCCAAAAUUGGGAUGGAGGGAGAAUGGUUAAAGAGGUUCGAGUUAAACAAGGAAGAAUCAGAGGAUACGUCGUGGAACCCAGUGCUAAUCCCCAACAGCUGGUGGACGUAUUUCUCGGUGUACCUUACGCUGAACCGCCGGUGGGGCUCUUUAGAUUCUCACCACCGCGUUCACCGCAGCCCUGGCGUGACGUCAGAAUUGCUAAGGAAUUUGCCCCUGUUUGCCCCCAAGUGCUGCCAGAUCUUCGGCUCGAAGUUAUGCCAGGUAGACAUGAGUACUUGGAGAGGCUUCUGCCGUACUUGAAGAAUCAGAGUGAGGAUUGCUUGUAUCUGAACAUCUAUGCGCCACAUCAAAGCGAUGGUCAAUCAAAUCCUCGGAGGUAUCCAGUGAUGGUUUUUAUUCACGGUGAGAGCUAUGAAUGGAACAGUGGAAAUUUCUACGACGGCACUUUGCUGUCGUCGUAUGGCAAUAUCGUAUUUGUCACUCUGAAUUUUCGGCUUGGAAUUUUAGGCUUUCUGCGGCCAGGGACCAGCGACGAAACAACAAGCAAUUUCGGUCUGAUGGACCACAUUGCCGCACUCGUGUGGUUAAGAGAAAAUAUUGCCAAAUUCGGAGGUGAUCCAGACAGUGUUACCCUGAUGGGUCACGGAACUGGAGCAACUCUCGUUAAUUUACUUCUGAUAAGUCCAGUGGCUACCAACCAGAAGAAAGAGGAAGGAGGAUUAUUUAAAAGAGCUAUACUCAUGUCUGGCUCCGCCCUCAGUGCUGAUGCUAUUGGUCAAGCACCGCUCCAGAUAACCAAACAGGUGGCGCAUGCGUUAAAUUGUCCGGUAAUUAGUGACACUGAUCUUGCAGCAUGCCUCAGAAAUCGCGACACUGACUCUCUAUUGAACGUGAAAAUUCAUAAACCAAAAUAUGUACCAGCUUUUGCUCCACUGAUCGAUAAUGCCGUAAUACCGAAGAAGCCUCUGAGGUUGAUGGAAAAUACUCAGCUAUUUGGCAGGUUUGACUUGAUGUACGGCGUUACGGAAUCGGAGAAGUUUCACAUUUUAUCACCGGUUGCCAUGCUGCAAGGAAUGUCUGACAGUGAGCGGGAUGAUGUGCUGCGGGAACACGCAAGGGCAACGUACGAGGUUGAGCAGGACCUCGUGCUCUCAAAAAUUCUUGAUCAUUACGGGAACGGCGACCUCGAUGGAUAUUCUGAGAAUUAUCGCAUGAUCAAUCGAGAUAUCGUGCUCGAUGCACUGUCUGAUAGCGGUACUGUUGCACCACUCGUUAUGAUGGCGAAGUUGCAUGCCAAAGCCAAUCCCAAGAGCUACAUGUAUGUCUUCUCACAUCCCAGGGCUAUGCCCAGCAAUUCCGGGGAUCGUGAGGAGCAUACGGUCCAUGGAGACGAGCUACCUUACAUCCUUGGAGUACCUCUGGAGAGUGAAAAGUAUCAUCCACGUGGUCGUUACAACAUCGGCGAAUCACUUCUCUCAGAGGCCAUGAUGACCUGGUGGUGUAACUUUGCAUAUACUGGCAAUCCCAAUGCACCUAGACGAACGAGGUACAUGACGGAUGGGCCAAAAGCAUGGAGGCAAUAUCAAGUUGAUUGGCCAGAGUAUAACGUUGAGAGUGGAAGACACUUGAAUUUGACAAUCCCCCCGAAAGUUGGCCGUAAAUAUCGUUCAAACGAGAUGGAGUUUUGGAAUACUGAGCUGCCGAGUGUAUUUCGACUGAAGCCGCAUGGCCCUCGACCCGAUAUACUGGAUCGUGCCGAUGGCAUUGGCAAGUACGCAAUUGUUAGCCCGUACGACUCACCCAAUAGCUACAAUAUGAAAUAUACAACUGUCGUACCGAACAAUCUUGAUAGGUACGGGUCAACGAACGAUGCGAAUGAUUCACGGGACAAGUUUCCUCACUCCAGCGCUCCCGGAAAUUCCAAACAAGAUAAAUCAUCGAGCGAUGAUGAAAGCCCAUUGAGAGGCUCAUCAGCAAUAACGAUGGUCAUUGGUUUUGGCAUUGUAUUUCUCUUAAUAAACAUCACGGCGUUCUUCUUCCUUUAUCACAGACGACAGGGUAUGAAGAGUAAAGAGGCAGCCUCUAAGAAUUCCAAGAGGCGGUUGAAUGGUCUCGAUGAUGGGGUUAAGAGGGCAAAGCCAGAUAAGCAUCAGGAGAAUCCCCCUGAAUUGGGGAGAAAGUGCGAUAGUAAACCGGAUAUCAGCGAAGUCAUUAAGAAUGACAAAGCAUACGACAACAGCUCGAAUUUUGGACGGAGAUCGAAACUCUCGCGGCAAAAUUCCAGCUCCACGAUCGAUACCCAUAUAAAAGUUAAAGAGUGGAUCCAGCAGGAGAUCGUCCACAGAUGCUCACCAAGGUUUUUACGCAAGACACGAGAGACUCUCCAGAAGGAGCACAAUGACAAGAUAACAAGGCAACAAGAAAUUGAAGAUGAACAACAGCGAAAACUCGAAGAGGAGUUAUUGAACAAAAAACCAGAGCCGAUAUACGAUGAGAGCCCUUUGAUUGUUAGGCCAGGCUGUAAGAAGACCAAAGGGCCUAAAGUUUCAGUGGCAAUCGAUGCAACCCCAGCGACGAGGACUGAAUCAAUUCUCAAUCAGAUACCGAUUGAGCUCGCCAAGAAUUUGGAAUCGUUCGACGAUCCUUACGAUAACAACUAUUCUGAUCCUCAAAUGACACCUCAAGUCGUUGUGAUAGAACAUCACCAUUCAAGAAGUGAUCCAUUGCCCAUGGAAACUGUUUUCAAAACAAUCAAACCCAAAUUCUCAACACUCUCACGCACCUACGAAUCGGAUUCAGGAAGUGCUAGUAGUUUAUACGCGAAAAUAAAUCCAAAAUUAAAAUGCCGACUUCCUCGAUUUAACCAGCCGGAAACUGCCGAAGAGGAGAUAUCGAACGAUACGUGCGAUGGAUCUGAAAUGCAAAGACCGAGUGAUGAGGAUAUCUAUGGGCGAGCUCCAAAGAUGACGACCUUUGGGGUACCUAAUGAGGACGUUAAUGUAACAUGUAAAGAGCCUACCGAGCGGGAGGUUAUCAGCCCGGAGGAGGCACUCAAGACGAUCAAACGUCGCAAUUAUCCGAAGGUCCUGCCAGAUAUCGAGAAGAGGCGAUCGUUACCCGCACCUAAUUUUCUCUAUGCAUCUAAAACCUCCGGGACUUCUCUAAAAGACCAUCGACAGGGACCGCAUCCUUCCUGCGCAAGUGGAUAUCCACCAGUGCCACCUCCGCGUAUUUUCGGGACAACGAAGAGUUUGGAUCUCCCCGAGGAAGACGAACCGGUUACGACUAAUCUGCACGUGGGACCUUUGCUGAAGAGACAAGACUCGAUAGGAAAGAGUCAGACGGACACGAGUAUCAUAGACUCAAUAGAACGAGUAGCAAUGACUGCUCAGGAAGUCUUAUCGAAUCAUCGUGAUGAAUACAUGGAGAUAAAUCUGAGUCCAAAGUGCCCGGUCCAUGGCAAAACGUUUAUAUUCCCUGAAGUACUUUCCACAUCGAGUGCCAGUCGUUCCGCCGAUAAUUUGGAUCGGACAAUCGGCAAUCCUCAUUGGUACGUACAACCCGACAAUGCGACAAAGGGCAUUGCAAACAAGUCAUUACCAGACGUCAGUAUCGGCAAUCCAAAUUGGUACAAAACCAUGAGAAAGCAGAAAGAGCCGAAUCCCUUUGCGCAGUACGGAAAUCCGGACGAUUCUCCACCGCAUCAAGCACAACUGAAUGAACCAAAAAUAGUAAUAACACCAAGAAGAGACAUUCCUGGACAUAAUCCGCCACCACCCCAGCUUAAUCUAAGCCCAUAUCCAAACAUUGCAGCACAGUCACAAGAAUUGUAUUUAGAUAACAUAUCUAGGUCAAAUGAGGAAUGCUACGGGCCUCAGUAUUUUGUGGAGUCCUUUGACGGUCCAUUGAGUCCUCGGGAUGAUUCGCGAGAUCCAACGAUCGUUAUCGCACCGUCGAGCAGUAUGAAGCAACCGAAGAUCAUAAUCAAACCAACAACCAAUGUCUCAAGAAAUCGCGAACGUAAUAUUCCCAAGGUAUCAGCUAUUCCCUACCCAGAAGUGCAGCAUUUACCGAAUAAUGAGAGAGAUACGAAGGGGGUGGAUGUUGGUAAAUCCAGUGAGAAGCCACCUAUUAAGAAGAAGCCAAAAGUCACGAGAAUACCGUCGUUCUCCAGGCGUAAAGAGGAACAGUGUACAUCAGACAAAACGAAUCCUGGGAUUUACCCGGAAAAGGUGGAAAUUGUUCAACGGGUUAAUGCAGCACCCGGUAAAGUUUGUAUUCCAGUGAACAAUGAUAAUAAAUCGUCUAUUCCGACUUUGACAAAAGGGUCUGUCACUGUGGAAUCUUCGAGCUGUACUGGAAAUUCGGAUUCUAAUACUAAUACUGUUAAGCGAAAGCCAGUGGAUAAAAAGUGAAUCGCGCAAUAGUGUUUAACGGACGAGUAUUAAUUGUAAUGGAUAUUUUUUAUCUGACGUUUAUACGAUCUUCAGUGUAAGUAUUUUCUACGUCGGUGUGGAGGUUUUCCAUGUGGGCCUAAAUAUUAGUUGGAGGUGUGUACAUAAUGAGUGUUUGAGAGCAUAAUGACUUUGCGGGUGAAUUAAAAGUUUGACAUUUUUGGAAGGGUUGGUUAAUUAGUUUUUGGAUAUUUAUUUUGAACACGUCUGAACAUGCUGGUCGUUCAUUAAAUGUGAAUUAGGGGAGUGUAAUUUGGGGAGGAAAGAGAGAAAACUCAAUGUAAUGUAAGAAGUGGUAAAAGUGAAAUAUUUCAUUCGUAACUUUGUUUGUCUGUAGCCAACAAGAUGAGAAAUAAGUACUCUGUAGAGUUAUUAAAAGGAAAUUGUUUCUGCUUCCGAAUAACUGCAAUUAAAUUUUUAAUUUUUAA